AUGGCAGGGGCCAGCGAGUCGGGGAAGCGCGGCGAGGACAUGGGUGGUCCGGUUCUUCAACAGGACAUUCCAGCUUACAACCUGUGGCUGAGGCUUCAGGGCAAGGAGGGGCGCCAGUGGGGCUUGCCGGUUCAAUCGGGCUGUCAGCGCAUCGGCGAGCCAUGGAGGGCCGGGGAUUGGCAGCGGGGCGCACCUCCCUCAGGACCCGCGUUCUCUAAAUACCUUCACGCGGUAGUCCAGAAGGACUAUGCAGUGGGCUACCUCUGCCUGGCAGUGCUCAGCAAAGGCACGACCGUGCUGUGGGUCAUGCUCGAGGUGCUCUCAGACGCCAAGAAUAGCCACCAGCGUUUCGUGUUGCUCCGGCAUGGCAUAGACGUCCAGGUCCUCGACGGUGAGAGCUUCCUGCUGCUGAGCCCGAGCAGCGUCGCGGCGAGGCUGCUGUUUCCAAGUGGUGGUUCGGCCGCCACCACCAUCGCUACUGCCAGCACAUCCUCCCCUGCUACUGCUACUGCUGCGGAUGCUGCGGCCGCCGGCAAACCCGGGGCCCCCGUCACCUACAGCGGCACAGAUCCGGAUCCCCUGGCCAGACAGCGUCGCGCCGUGAUUGAGGCCGUACUGGCUGCGGAGGCUGUGGAGCCGGACGGGGACCUUCCUCCCCUGCCGCUGAACGCCCAGUUGGUGGGUCUGGCGGAGGCGCUUAUGGCGGCGUACGAGCGGGAGACCCGCCUGGCUGCAAGGCUGAUCACACGGCGCGCCGUUAGCUGCGCACUGAGCAACGAAAAGAUUGGCAAGUUGACCGCCGCGCUGGAUGAGUCCAGCUAUGCCCUGGCUGUGUCCAAGCGGCGUAUGGAGACGAUAUCCUGCAGUCUGGAGGCGUUGCAGCGGGACCUGGAGCGAGACGUGUCGGAGCUGUGCGCGCAGCUGGAGGGGGUGACGGAGCACCGGGAUGCGCUGCUGCUGGAGCUGGUUGCGCGGCAGGGUGCAGUGGCCGAGGCAGUGGCUGCUCGGGAGCACUUGGCGGCCCUGCUGGCCGCCGCGCAGGCGGAGCGGCAGGCGCUGCAGGUGCAGCUGCGGGAGCUGCGGCGCCAGCUGGACGAGUCGGACGCGUGCGCGCGGCUGGCUGCACGGGAGCGGGACCAGGAGCGCCGCCGCACGGAGGAUCUGACGGUGCAGCUCAAGCACGCCGCGCGCUUCGCAGCCGCCCUGGAGGACACCAUGUCCGCCCUGCCCGACCUCCCGAUGGCUCCGACUGAUCGCAACAACGACGGCGAUGACGACGACGACGACGGCGAUGACAUCGACGACAAUGACGACGACACGAACAAGAUUCCAUCAGGCGUCGGGACAAGGGGGCCUUAUGCCGCGGCCACUGCAACCAGUGGUGAUGCCGCUGCCGUCGUAGAAAUCAGCCGCUUCCUAGCCGCUUCCUCAUCGCAUCCCCCGUUUCUGGAGUGUUACGGCGGCGGAGACGGCGACGCUCUGCUGCAUGCUGAAGAGCCUGCUGUCCAGUUGGCGACCGCAAGCACCGACUCUUCCGGAAUCAGUCUCAGGGGCAGCUCGAGCGACCAGCAUCAUGGCGUGCGCAGCGGCGGUGGCGGCGGCGGCGGCGGCGACGGUGGCGGCUUCUUUGAGGUUGGGAAGGGCGAUGGCGGUGAGGCGCUUCUGGCGGCCCUCAGCGCAGCGCAGGAGCGAGCAGUCGAGCUUCAUCUCCUGAAGGAGGAGAGCGCGGCGCUGGUGAAGCAGGUCGCCGCGCAGAGUGCUGCACACGCGGCCGACGCCCGCGCCCUAGCCGCCGCAAAGUGCGAGGCGGUGGACCUGCGCGCCGACGUGGCGCGCCUGGAGGAGCAGCUCGCCAUGGCGGCUGCCGCACGGCGGCGCCUGGAAGACGAGUUGGCCGCCGCGCAGGCCAUGCUGGGGGAGCUGCACGAUGCCCUGCGCGCGUCGGCGGAAGAGCUGAUGAAGGCUCGGCGGGCGCAGACCGACGCCGAGGAGCAGCUAGCGUCGUCCCAGUCGGAGACCGCCGCUCUGGGCCAGCAGCUGCAAACGAGCAAUCGGGAGCUGGCGGCGGCCCGAACGCACCUGUUGCAUGCGCAGCAUCACGUUGCGGAGGCGCUGGCGGAGAAGGGCACAUUGCGGCAACAGCUGGCUGCGGUGCGGCGGCAGCUGCAGGACGCUCAGACGGCAGCGGAGGUGCAGAGCGAUCGCUGCCGUGCCGCCGAGGCGGCAUCGGCGGCACUCACAGCGCGCCUGGCGGAGGUGCAGGCGGAGCUGCUGGUGCUGGCGACCCGGCUGCAGCAGGCUCAGGAGGACGCCGGGGCAGCGCUCGCAUCUAAAGCGAGACUGGAGACGUCGUACGUGGCGGAGCUGACGCGCCUACAGGAGCAGGCCGCCGCCGCUGCUGCGGCAGCCGCAUCGGCGGAGUUGCGUGAUGGCCUGGCCGAGCUGCAGGCGCAACUUGACGAGUCGCAGGCCGGCAGAUGGCUUGCUGAGCAGCGUGCCGAUGAGCUGCGGGGCCGGGUGCGUGGUCUAACGGUGCGGCUGGCGGAAGUGGAGGCGGCAGCAGUGGCCGCGGACGCAGACACACGGCGUGUGGCGACGGAGCUUCGCAGAGAGCUGGACGGCGUUGUGGCGGCCCUGCGCGAGGCCGAAGCUGCCGCGGUGGCUGCCCGCCACGCUGAGGCGUCUCAGGCUGCGGCGCUGCACGGCGCCCAGGUUACAGCCAACGGCCUCCAGGUCACAAUCUGUCAGCUGCGGCAGUCCCUGGCGGCGGCGGAGCAGGAGUUGCAGCGGAACCGCGCCGAGGCCGCCGAGGCCGCCGCCGCCAGCGCGGCGCGAGAGGCCCGCGUGUUGCAUGAGCUGCACCAGCGCGAUGCCGCGGUGGUUGCGCUGAACGCCAGCCUGACGGAGGUACGUGCACAGCUUGGGGUCGCACGCACUGACGCUGACGCCAAGGCGCAUCGGCUGCAGGCAGCAUUGGUGAUGCGGCUGCAGGAGCUGCAGUCCGCCAUUAGCACAGCGGAUGCGGCGGGCUCGGAAGCAGCUGGCUUGCGGGAGGUGCAGGUUGCUGAGUUGGCGCAACGUUGUGAGGCUGCCUGCCACGCCGUAGCAGAUCUUCAAGCGCAGCUGAAUGCGAGCGAGGCUGCACGGCGGGAGCUGCAGGUGCAGGCGACGGCGGCGGAGGACGAGCAACGGAGGCUUCUGGCGGCGGCGGCCGGUGCGGAGGAGAAGAGGGAACAGCUGGAGGCGGCGCUUCACGCCGCCGGCGAGGCUCGGUCGGCACUGGAGGCGCAGGUGGCAGAAGGCGAGGCAUCCAUUCGCGAGCUUCAGGCGCGGUUGCACCGCGCGGAGGAGGUGGUUUCGGAGGCGCUGUCACAGCUGGCUGACGCCAACUCGGCCGUACGGCUGAUGCACCAGCGCCGUACCGCCGUCAGUUGCACUACCGCUUCUGACGCUGUUAGUGCCGCCGCCACGCAAUCCAGCAGUGGGGAUGCGGGGCGUGUUGAGAUGGCCACGCCGCAGUCGGCACGGUUUCCCUCCGAGCGGGCGAGAGCUGCCGCCGCCGCCGCCGCCGCUAAGGAGGAGGAGGAGGCGGUAGAGGAGGUGCUGGCGAGGGAGGACGGCCCCGUGGAGGCGGCGGCGGAAACGGAGGACCGACGGAGCUAUGCCGAGUUGCGAACUUUGCUGGUCGCGCGUCUUCAGGAGCUCCAGUGCAGUAUGGAAGCAGCGGAGGCGGCAUCGACGGCGGAGCGGAACGUACGCGUUGCUCAGCUGGUGGAGCUGCAGCUGCAGGCCACGGACAGCGGCCGCUCGGCGGCAGCUCUGCAGGAGCAGCUCGCCGUGAGUGAGGAAGCCCGGGCCGCCUUGCUGGUGCGCGCAGAGGAGGCCAAGGUAGAGCGCGAGCGGCUGUUGGCGGAGGUGGCGGAGGCGCAGGCAGAGCAGGAGCGGCUCCGGGAGGCGUUGGAUGCCGCCGCUUUGGAGCGGCUCACCCUUGAGGACGAGCUUGCAGGAAGUGAUGUCGAACGGGCGGAGCUGGAGAAUCGGCUCCGGAGUGUCGAGGCAGCUCGCUCGGACGUCAUGGCACAGCUUUCCUUCAGCAACUCGGCGUUGCGGCUGUUGCAGCAGCACUUGCAAAGCGCUGAUGCAGAGCGCCUGGAUUUGCAGGCGCAGCUGGGUACUGUGCUGGAAGAGCGGCGGGAGUUGCGGGUGCAGCUGGCGGAGCGUGUUGGGGAGGUGCAGGCCGCCAUGGAUGCGGCGGAGGCGGCGGAGAUGGCCGCGAGCGCCGCGCUGGCUGCCCGAGCAGACGCCGCGCAGGAGGGCUGUGAGGCGAGCGCCGUGUCUUUGCGACAGCUAAAAGAGGCGCUGUUGGCGAGUGAGGUCGCCAGGCGGGAGCUGCGGGAGCGGGCAGCAGCGGCGGACCGUCGACGGCAGGUGGCGGAGGCUCAGGUGGCAGUGGCGGAGGCGGAACAGCAGGCGCUUGCGCUGCAGGCCGCGGAGACAGCGGAGGCGGCCCAGGUGGCGCUGCUUGCCGCCCUAGGGUGCACUGAGGCGGAGCGGCGGGCUUUGCACGCCCGCGUCGCAGACGGCGAAUCUGUACGGGCAGGGCUCCGCCAGCGGCUGGAGGCCAGUGAAACUGCGCGCGAGGAGGUGCUGCAGCGGCUGGCGGAAGCUGGGGCCGAGCUCGAGGUGCUGCAGCAGCGGCUGGUCGAUGCAGAACGUGAGCGGCUGGGGCUGCAGGAAGGGCUCGCGGCGUCUGGUGCGGAACGCCGCAGGCUGCAAGCUCAGCUGUCCGGUUUGCUGUCAGAGCUCCAGAGGGGUGUUGAGGGUGUGGAGAUGGCGCAGGCUCAGGCGGAGGCUCUGCAUGACACGAAGGCGGCAGACCUCCUGGCGUGGUCUGAGCAGGUCGCGUCGCACGCUGUGCAACUGCAGGCACGGCUGUGCGACGCGGACACGGUACGACAGGAGCUUCUGCGGCGGCUGGCGGAUGCCGGUGCCGAGCGGCAGGGCUUACUGGACCGCCUUGCCGUGGCGGCGGUGGAACGUCAGAAGCUGGAAGAGCGCGCAGCGGCUGCGGAGGGGCUCGCAAGUGAGCUGUCCACUCAGCUGACGGAUGCCGACGUGGCGCGGAAGGAGCUGCAGGCGCGGCUAAAGGAGGGCGAGGACGUUCAACGGGAGCUUCGCGCGGCGUUGGAUGGCAUGGAGGUGGUGCAUUCGGAGGCGCAGGCACAGCUGGCUGAUGCAGGGCUAGCCCUGGGCGCGCUGCAGCAGAGCCUUGAUGGUGCUGACGCGGAGCGGCGGGCCCUGCAGGCGCAGCUGGCUGCAGUGACGACGGAGGCUCGCGAUGUGCAGUCGCAGCUCGUCGCGGUGGCGGCGGAGGCUCAGGAAGUACAGUCCCAUCUGGUGGUGCAGCUGAAGCAGCUGAAGGGCAGUCUAGAGGCAGCGGAGGCAGCAUCGGCAACGUCGGCUUCGGAGCGCAACAUACAUGCCGUACAGCUUGCGGCGCGGUUGCGGGAGCUGGAGAACGCGGUGCAGGACGUGGAGGCUGCAACGGAGGUUGCGAAUACGGUGCACGCCGCCCAACGAGCUGUCCUUGUACGCGGCUGGGAGCAGGCGGGCGACUUGCUAGGUGGACUGGCUGCCAGCCGAGCGGCGCAGGAGGCGCUGGCGGAGCGUGUUGCAGCGGCGGAGGUACGACAGGCUUCACUUGCGUCGGAGCUUGACGCCGCCAGCGCGGCACGUGCGGCCUUGGAAGUUCAGGUCACGGACGCGGCCAAGGCCCGAGUGACGCUGGAGGCCCAGCUUGCGGAGGCGGAGGCGGCUCGCGGCGAGGCACUGUCUCGACUCGCUGACGCGACCAAUGAGCUGACGGCGCUGCAGCGCAGCCUGACGGCGGCGGAGUGUGAGCGCGGGGAGCUCCAGAAGAGCUGUACGGCUUCUACGGCUGCAUGCGAGGAGCUGCGCGUUCAGUUGGCGGUCGUCGUGGCGGAGCACGAGCGCGACGGGCGCAGGCUGGCGGAGGUUGAAGCCGAGCGAGACGAGCUGACGGCCAGGGCUGCGGCUGCGGACGCAGAGCUGACGAAGCUGCGCGCGAGGCUGGACGGUGCCGAGGAGGCUCACGCGGCGGAGGCGGAGGCCCUGCGUUCCGCCGCUGCGGCGGCGGAAGCGGAUGCGGCUGCCCAAGGUGCCGCCGCUGCUGCAACGGCGGUGGCGGCAGGUGAGUCUCGGCGGUGGCUCAGGGACCAGUUGACGGCGGCCGAGGCGGCGAAAGGAGAGCUGCAGGCGCGGCUAGUCGCGGCGGAGGCGUCCCGCGGGGAGUUGCGCUCUCAGCUGUGUGCCAGCGCUUCAGCGCUGGCUGCGCUUCAGCAUCAGCUGGAGGGAUGGGAGGCCGCCUGCGAUACGACACAGCAACAGCUGUCCCGUACGGACGCCAUCGCACGGCAGCUGAUGUCCCAGUUGGAGGACUCCGACGCUCGGCGGCAGGAGCUGUCAGAGCGGCUGGCGGCGGCAGCAGGUGUGACCGCGGAGCUGCAGACGCAGCUGUCCUUCUGUCAACGCGAACGCGACGACCUGGCGGUCCGGCUGGAGGAUUCGGAGUCCACGCGCCGGGGCCUGGCGGCGCAGGUGUACAGGUUCCGUACACAGCUGGCCGCGGCGACGGACUCCGCGGUGAUCCGGCGCAUGACGAAUACCACGGCAGUGCAGGAGCAGUACGACCGGCUGCGAGAUGAUUCGGCUAGGGAACGUGAGGUGGCGCAGGCGCGGCAGGAGCGGAUGCUGGCGGAGAUAGCGAACCUGCAGGAAGCUGCCGACCAGAGCGCCGUCCGCGCCACUGUCCGCGUUGCGCUGGCCCGCGCCUGUCUGCGCGCCGCAGAGGACGAGCGCCGGCGGCUGCAGGGCGAGCUGCUGCUCCUCCGCGCGUCACGUGCCCAGCACCAGCACCAGCACCCGCACCCGCGGCGCAGCAUGUGCACCACCAGCACCACUACCAGCCCUAACGCCGGUAGUGCGGGCGGUGGUGCACGGCUGCUGCCGCCUCCCCCCCUCCCGCUGCUGCUUGCGGCUGGCCGAGUCAGCCCGUGCCGGAGUAGAGCUGCUGCUGCUGCUGGCGGGGAUGGUGGUGGCGGGGGUGGUGGGGGUGCUACUGCCGCUGCCUGGGAGUCAGCCGCAGCGGCGGCGGGGAUGCCGGCGGCGGCAGCGGCGACGGUGGCGGGAUAUCGCCGGCUGCGAUCCAGCAGUCGAGUGGCUUCGUUGGGCGGCUACCUGCAGCAGCCGCAGGGGGCCCAGCAGCCGUCGGAGGUGGUGGGUGCAAACGGAGAGGACGAGCAGGGCGCCGUCGGGGGUAUCGUACAGGACGUCACUGGGCUGCCCGGCAGCACCGACUACCGCCAGCAGGUGGACCCCCGCGACCCGCUGCGUGACUCCUUCUCCAUGGUUCCCGACCUGGGCAGUCUGGGCUGCAUGCUGGACGCCAACACGAAGGGGGGGCACCUCCUGGGGGGCUUCCCACACGACCAUGACCACGAGCACGACAUGGAUGUCACCACUGCUGCCGCUGCCGCUACCGCCACUGCGGUAGGGGACGGGCCCCUCCUGCGGCAUGAAAACGCGGCGCAGGUGCUCUUCCGCUGCCCGCCCGCAGUUCCCUUCAGCACCCCAGUCACUGGCCACCGCCAGUCCCCCUGUCCACAGACCCACGGGUCACGGAACAACAGGGGGGUGGGUGCCGUCACGCCCUCCAGCGCCUCCUACAGCCCCCUCCUGCCGCCGCUGGGUCCAGGGGGCGGGUUGCUGCCGCUGCCUCCCAAUAUGACCAUCGGGGAGCAGCUGGCGGUACUGCAGGACGAGUUGAAGCAGGUGGAGGAGCGGGGUCGCCGGCUGGGCGCUCGUCUGGAGGCCGCCAGCCAGUCCCCGUCAGCCAGCAUCCUGGAGACCGUCACGGCCAGGUUCCAACAAGCCACACAGCAGCAGCACAGCCAGCGCCAACAACACCAGGACAUUGUCCGACGUCGAAGCACCGACCGCCUCCAGCUGCCUCCGGGCUCUCGCCAUGGAAGCAGCACGCACGCUGCUACUGCUGCCGCCGCCGCUGGUCCCGACACCCACACCCACACCCGUACCGGCACCGGCACCGGCCGGGGGGAGCCCGACGGCCACCUGGACGAGCACUCCCCGGACCCCCUCCAGCAUCUUGAUCACGACCCGACUGCCGUACCUUCGGAUGUCUUCGCGGUGCAGGGCUUGCUCCCCGUGUGGGAGGGCCGUGACGCAGCCAGUAGAGGCGGCCCCGACACGCGAACGUUGGUGGCUGGGCCCAACGAAGUCCUGGCUUCGGAGCAGAACAAUCUUUUCGGACCGCCACUACCGCCGCCCCCGCCGCUGCCGCCGCUACCAGCUCUGGUGCCGGAUUGUCCCAACGCCACGCCCGCCUUGCCCGCCUUCAUACCCGCAUCCGAAGCAGCAGCAGCUGCGACCGCCGAUGCCAGAAACCUGCAAGCUACUUCGCUGCAUAGCGGCAGUGGCGUCGCUGACAAUGCCGUAUACGAGUCGUACAAGGCUGAGCCACAUUCGACGGGCCUGCUGUGUCUGCCUUCGCGAAGUCGGCCGUUUUCUUUUCGGCAGUCCUCCCGACCCGGCUCCAGAUCUUCCAUGCAGCAGCCCAGCAAUGACAUCCACAGCCACAGCCACAGCCAGGUCAACAGCCAGGUCAACAGCCAGAGCCAGAGCCACGUCAGCGCCAUGGCGGACGACUCGGCCAGCAUCGCCAGCUCCGGCUACCAGCAGUACCUCCAGCACUUCCACCCGCACCUUUACACAGCCCCAUUACCGCCACCGCCGCCUCCGCCUCCGGGGUCGGGGCUUCACGGGGGGCCCAGUGGGGGACCCGUAUACGUGGUGGUGCAAAACACACAAAGGGCCUCCCUGGACUCACUCCACGCCGGCGGCAGCAGCCGCGGCGGCGGUGGAGAUGCGGGAGGUGGUGGCGUGCCGCCGCUGCCGCCUGUAAUGGUUGGGGGUAGCAAGCGCAGCAAGAAGGGCGGUCUGUUGGGACGCAUCAAGCGAGCGGUAGGGGAGGUGGUGCGGCGUAGCGGCAAUAGCAGCAGCAGCAGAGCCAGCCCCGCUGUCAGUGGCAGCCGUUGGGGAGGGACGGACGGACGGGGAGAGAAAGGCGCGGUCAGAGGCGUUUCAUUACUUGGGUGCCACCUCGGUGGUGGCGCUGCCAGCCGGGGGGGGGGAGCGCAGCGCCAGCAGAGGGCACUAGGACCCGCCCGGGAGCGGCUGCGGGAGCUGCGGGUCAGUGUAGCCGGCCCGCGUGUGCGUUGUGUAGAAGGGGUGACGUCGCGUGCACGUGUGCGCACUUGUUUGCAGUCAGUCAGGUAG
This is a messenger RNA of Volvox carteri f. nagariensis, 9375 nucleotides long. RefSeq lists its product as uncharacterized. Lineage: Eukaryota; Viridiplantae; Chlorophyta; Chlorophyceae; Chlamydomonadales; Volvocaceae. The record is from RefSeq and is a predicted model, not a curated record. The transcript has 19 exons. The coding region runs from base 1 to 9375 and encodes 3124 amino acids.